AUGGCACAGGCGCAAUGGCAGGGGACACCUCAUGUCAAGGGCUCGAGCGAGUCUAUGCAUNUCACAUGGGGCACUGAGAUGACCUAUUGCACUCCAUAUCUACUGCAGCUUGGGCUUACCAAAAGCAAGCUCUCGCUCGUUUGGAUCGCUGGACCAUUAUCAGGAUUGAUCAUGCAGCCAAUUGUGGGUAUCAUGGCCGACAAGAGCACCAGCAAAUGGGGUCGUCGGCGACCGGUAAUGGUGGGUGGUACGGUCAUCGUGAGCAUUUGUCUCUUGGUCCUGGGCUGGACCAAAGAGAUUGUUGCUGCAUUCGUUGAAGAAGGAGAACUGGUUGGUCAAACUCCAGCGCUAAAUUAUGAUUUGAGAACAUAUUUUGACAUUCAGCAGAGGCGUGAGGCGACCAUAUUUCUGGCUGUUCUGUCUAUCUAUGCUCUUGACUUCGCGAUCAACGCUGUACAAUCAUCAUGUCGCAGUCUUAUCGUAGACACUUUGCCCAUCCCAAAGCAACAGUUGGGCUCCGCCUGGGGUAAAAUGGUGGCUGUUGGCCAUCUUAUUGGUUAUGGCGCUGGAGCCCUGGAUCUGGGCCUAAUCUUCGGAACCCUCAUUGGCGACACUCAAUUCAAACAGCUUACUGUCAUCGCCGCUGUAGCUCUCAUAGUGGCUAUUGGAGUCACCUGCUGGGCUGUCGAAGAGCGCGUACUUAUUGCUAAAGGGUUCGGUUCACACUGUCUUCCAUUGGGUCUACGACUGACUUUGAGUACAGAGNAAGGCGUCAAGGAUGAUGGUAUGGUUGCGGUGCUUGCGCAGAUUAUCAAGACUACCAGAAAUCUACCCAGACGGAUCCAAAUGAUCUGUUGGAUCCAAUUCUGGUCGUGGAUCGGCUGGUUUCCGUUCCUCUUCUACAGCACUACAUGGGUUGGAGAAAUCUACCUCAGAUACGACGCGCCUCCAGAGGUCAAGCAAUCCAAGGAUCCGCUGUCAGACAUUGGGCGCAUUGGAAGCAUGUCGUUGAUCGUGUUUUCCUUUGUCACGUUCGUUGGCUCAAUCACGCUUCCAUGGAUGGUCAAGUCUCCUGAAGAUGACAAACCGGACUUUACCCCCAGACCUCCUGCAAGUAUUGCUCCUAUUGUCAAAACGGUUGUGGAGCGCAAGCCCAGCCUUUUGACUGCCUGGACGGUGGCACACCUUAUAUUUGCAGGAUCGAUGAUAUUCGCACCGUUCGUCACAUCACUACGCUUUGCAACAACUCUGGUAGCAAUCUGUGGAAUACGCGGCAGUCACCAUUACCAAAGAGUGUCCGAUGGCUCUAUUGAGAUGAAUUCGGAGGCUAGGAACGUAGAGAAGUCCGACGAAUCUGCCACCGGCGAGCUUGCUGGUAUCUAUUUGGGCAUCCUAAACCUCUAUACAACACUACCCCAGUUUAUUGCGACGGGUAUCUCGAUGGUCGUAUUCACAGUUCUUGAGCCUGGCAAGAGCCCGGAAUUGGCAAAGGAUGCACACCCUGACGAGCAUCACAGUACAGAGGGGUUCAAUGGCAUAGCG
Molecule: messenger RNA, 1542 nt
Organism: Aureobasidium musti
Lineage: Eukaryota; Fungi; Ascomycota; Dothideomycetes; Dothideales; Saccotheciaceae
Source: the annotation of a GenBank genome assembly